Poecilia latipinna (sailfin molly) is the source of this 811-nucleotide messenger RNA. It is a transcript of the gene mrpl11, whose product is annotated as mitochondrial ribosomal protein L11. The transcript is spliced from 6 exons. The coding region runs from base 107 to 796 and encodes 229 amino acids. The record is from RefSeq and is a predicted model, not a curated record. Gene Ontology annotation, biological process: translation. NCBI's taxonomy places the organism in Eukaryota, Metazoa, Chordata, Actinopteri, Cyprinodontiformes, Poeciliidae. Gene Ontology annotation, cellular component: mitochondrial large ribosomal subunit; ribosome. Gene Ontology annotation, molecular function: large ribosomal subunit rRNA binding; structural constituent of ribosome.
UUCUAUGUUCUGUAAAAUGGCUGCUGCGAAAAGAUUUUCUGUUGUUGACUUGCCGUCCAGGAACCACUUGCUUCAUUCUUGUUGGACGCUUUAGAGAAUUAUUGAAAUGUUUUCAUAUCAUUCUGUCAGGUCACUAUGUGGAAACACUGUGGAUGGAUUCUUUGUUGACUCUGAGGCAGAUUUGAGGUUUUCCAAACAGACCAGGAUGUCAAAGAUCUCCAAGGCGGUGAAGGCGGUGAAGAAAGUGGACACAGGCAAUGUAAUCCGGGCCAUCGUGAGGUCAGGACAGGCGGCUCCCGGCCCCCCGCUGGGCCCCAUCCUGGGACAGAAAGGGAUCCCCAUCGGGCAGUUCUGCAAGGACUUCAAUGAGAAAACCAAGGAGCUGAAGGAAGGCAUCCCACUUCCCAUCAAGAUCCACGUCAAGCCUGACAGAACGUAUGAUCUGAAGAUCGGCCAGCCCACCGUCUCUUACUUCCUCAAACAGGCAGCAGGAAUCGCUAAAGGGGCCGGAAAGACAGGCCACGAGACGGCGGGGAUGGUGUCGGUGAAAGCCGUGUACGAGAUCGCAAAGGUCAAAGGUCAAGACGAGUGCUUCAAGAUAAGGGACACCUCCCUUGAGACGGUUGUCAAAACCAUCAUCGGCUCAGCCCGCUCCCUGGGAAUCCAAGUUGUCAACGAUCUUUCAGCAGAUGAGUACAAAGUCUUCCUGGAGCAGAGAGAGGAGAAGCUGAAGGCGGAUGCUGCCGCAGCAGCUGCAGCCGCCGCAGCCGAGGCCACAGCGGGGAAAAGGAAAUAAAAGCCUGCAAUAGUU